AUGCCCUUUCAUCUCAUUCAUAUUCAUUCUCCUCAACUGGCUCUCGUUCCAAAAUUAUUUAACACAUACAAUAGCACGAGUCGAGCAUUGUCAGACAUUACAGAUACCAAAAGUUUAGUGGAAUUUAUGAAUACCAAUGGACAUUUCGAUUCAAUGAGAGCAUGUUGCACGGACUCUGCUCAUUACAUGAUGGCAUCUUGGAAUUAUACGGAUUGGUAUUUUGAGGAAUGGCUCAAUGGUGCAGAGGAAACCAAGUCUUCAAUCAAAAAAUUGAAACAUGCUCGUUCCAUCCUGUCAAAGAGUUUGAAUAUUCAGAAGAAAGAUAGUUCUUCCAUUGGAUUCUAUUCUAAACUUGAGAAUGAACAUUGGUUACUAGAUACAUUGUGGAGUUCUAUACCAAUCCUAUCACUCUCAAUGAAUCAUGUGGAUCACUUGUUGUUGAAUUUUAAGAAUAAUUUGUUGUUAAGUGAUUACUCUUCUUCGAGUUAUGAUGCUUUAAAAUUGGCAGAUUAUGCCCAACUAUUGCCAACGAAUGGAGUCUUGUCUGUCACAAUUUUAAAAACUGAACCUCAAGUCAGCGAAGAAGAGCUGUUGUCACAGUUAACUGAAGCACAACAAAAUCAAAUUGUGGAAGCCCUGAAGAAUGACAUUCAAACAAGCAUUUUGAAUCCAAUUCUACAAUAUCCUGCCAUGCUUCAGUGCAACAUUACAAACUCAACCAUGCUUGGCCAAAUGAGAGAAUAUCAUUUGGCUCUUCUUCGAAAGAGCACAGGAAUGGGAUAUAUUUCCGCUCGACAAUGGGUUACCCUUCAAGCAUUCUUAGUUUAUUCUCUUCCUAUUGAAUAUGCUCCCGAAAUACCUUAUACCAAUGAAUUUCAUUGGAGAGCACUAAAAGCUCUCUAUGAACAAGAGACAAGCGACUUUAAAAAGAUUCUUUCUGAGGAAGGAUUUAACACUUCGAACGAGUUCAAUGAGACACUUUUAAUUGCAGAAUUUGAGAAAUAUAAGCAAAAUGCUCACUCUUAUAUUUCAAGCAGAUUACUUGAAUUGUCUUGUUACAGUUCUUUCAAUAAUUAUUUGGGAAUGUUUCAUUACAACUUUUACGAUGCCUAUCAAUAUUUCAUGUUCAAAGAUGGCAUAUUAUAUUGUAUUUCUGCUUUGUCCAUUCUAUUUUAUGCUGGAUUUAUUGCAACUUUUAUUGUGCGGUCUAGAACAAAGAACAUUGUAUUGAAAAGGAGACUUUUGCUGCCAUACAUUGGUCCACUUUGUUUACUCUUAUUGCCUCUCUACUUUUUAGAGCCUAUCUGGAAUAGACAGUACAUUGACAUUUUUCACAAGAAUACUGCGUUCGCUGCCACUGGUAUCUAUCCAAACUUGUUCAUUUCUCUGUUCUUCUCCACGUAUUGUGUGACUGUUUUGAGAUUUUAUCAUUUGAAGAACUUGUAUUGGAUUAUGAACAAAUUUGCAUCAAAGAAGUAUGACAUUAGUAAUAGAGCUCUUCGAAUCCACAAAUUCCUGACAUCGCGAGUUAUGGCGUUUGUGUUCACUUUGGUCCUUACUGCAAUAACAUUUUUGCUUUGGGUUCCCUAUUAUGUGUCAUGGUAUGGCGAUGCAGGAGCAAUGAUUUUCUCUGCCUACAAUUUGCAAGUUGAGUUGCUGUUUCUCGUUCCAUUUUCCUCACUUAUUAUUCUUCUAUCCAUUAUUAGUUUGAUUUGUUUGAUUAUUGACUUGAUUGUCAAUAGAAAGAAGAUUAGACAAAAAGGUGUUCUGUAUUACUUUAUUUUCGACGAUCCUUUUUUUUUGAGAAUUGAUUUGGUAAUGAUGUUACUCACUGCAGUUAUUUCGACACUCAUUUACAUGUUAUUUUCGAGUACGACCAACGUUGCGUCUAAAGUACUGUUUUUGGUGCUUUUUAUUUUGUGUUAUUUGGUAGCGGGAGGAAAUGCCAUAAUUAUUGAACUGUUUAAAGGAGCCAUUGACAAGAUUCGUGGCAGAAAUCAAGAAGAGUCAUCGUUUACCAAACUUAUUAAUGAUUCCGAUUUUAGAAAUAUUUUCAAAAUCUAUUCGAUCAACGAACAUUCUAUUGAAAAUUUAGUGCUUUACGAAUUGUUGGAAACAUUUUUGAAGAAGGGAGAACUUUUUGAAGACGAAAUGCUUGAAAUUGAUCGUAAUUUCUUGCGGCCAUACGCUCCGUUCGAAAUCAACAUUUCUUCAGAAGGAAAAAAAAGAUUUACUGAGCUUAUGAAAAAGAAUAAGGGCAUGAAAACACCAUACGCAAGCGUGGACGAGAUUCUCAUGAAAGAAAUUUUGUUAAACAUGAUGGAUACUCUUGCGAGAUUCGAAGCAACAAACGAAUACAGGGACUGGUUUUCGACCAAGCAGCUUAAAGGAGACAUUGAGCUUGGUUUUGAGAAUAAGUAA
Molecule: messenger RNA, 2421 nt
Organism: Naegleria lovaniensis
Lineage: Eukaryota; Heterolobosea; Eutetramitea; Acrasida; Naegleriidae
Exons: 1
Coding region: 1-2421 (806 amino acids)
Source: RefSeq, a predicted model, not a curated record